AUGUUUGCUCAAAAUGACCACCUUCCAGCUUCACAAUUGCAUCAAACCAAUCUCACUCCAAACGGACUUAUCAAUAAUAGUCUUAACAAUCAAUUUGGCAUUAAUCAAGGCCCUUUUAAUCAUUCAUUUAAUACAAAUGGUCCUGCUAAUCAUUCAAAUCCAACUAUGCAUCAUAAUCAGAAUCAUAAUCUCAAUCAACUCGAUACCAAUCCCAUUGAUCUUGAUCAAUGUAUUCCUAUUUACACGAAUCCACGUCAAACAAUCAGUCUCAAUCAAAAUAACCAUCUUAAUAGCAAUCUACAUCCUAUUAUUGAUCCUGCUCGACAGUUACAUAGCCGUAUUGAUAUCAAUCAAACUAGCCUUUCAACCGUUAACCGAGAUCAUCUGAUUGAUACAAGUAAUUACCAAGAUAAUCAAACAUCAAAUCCCAACCAAACUCAUCAUCAGAUUACAGUUCCAAGACCUCAACGUGCACCUAUAACUAUCAACCUCAAUUCUCUAACCAAUUGCGCAUCAACUGAAACAGAUUCAUCGAACUCAUGCUUCCAACAGCCAUCUCUCGCACAGCAAGUAAGACCUACCCUACCAAUGCCAUCAAUGCCACCUGUACAAUUAAAUCAAACUUCACAAACAACAAAGAAGGCAUCAUCGCGAGUGAAAAAAUCGACCCAAAGUAAGAAUGCUAAGGAAAAACCAACAGAAAAGCAACCUACACACGUAGGAGACUCGACAACAGCCACCACAACAGCCACCAAGACCUCGAAGGCCACCAUUGAUGAGUUUCUAGCACCAUCGUUCCGUUUACCUGAUGAUGUAAAACUCCCAGAACAAUUUACAGUUGAUCAAUUGUAUAAUAAAUUUAAUGCUGCAGAGCUUAGAAGGAUGGCCGACAAGCAUAGCCGAGGAGACGGUACAAAGAAAGGCGGAUUGUCGAAAGCCAAAAAAGAAAUCCUCCGCAACUUCCAUUACUCCUCCGAGAAGCUUCUCGCGAUCUUGUGCAUACAUCUUGGAAUAUCACAAGAUGUUGCGGCAACGGAAGUUGGAAAAUGGACGUAUCUCCGAGCUUCAAGGGCUUACGAUUACUUCAAGGGGACUCAGCAAGUGAGGGAGAUCUACCGGAACAACGGCGGAGCAACAAAUAACGUAGCUGUGCAACUGGUGAAGGAGCUCUGGGCCACCUUAUCACAGGACGAGAAGGAGGCGUUGAUUCCCAAGGAUUGUGAUAUUGACACAUCAGACAACGUCGAUGAAGGUCUCGAUAAUUAUGGUCUCGAUCAUGUAGAGAUACCAGACAAUAGACCCAUUCAAAAGGGCCUAGUCACAGUGGUUCGUGGAUCCAACGAUGAAGUUACUCGUCAGGCUGGCUUGCGGACAAGGGGACGCGACUUAGAGCGCUCAAGAAUUCACUGCGAAGAUUUUGUAUCCGAUUUUAUCAAGAAGGCAAACCACAUGUCUCGCAUUCAUCCGGUCCAAUUCACCAUCACAGCGGUGUCGACUCACCUUUCAACACAUUGCUUUCAAUUCAUGGCCACUACACCUGGUCUGUGGGAUUGGGCUGACUAUGACCUCGGUUCGUCUGCAAAGCAUGAAAGCACUACCUCAAAAAUGCAAGCGUAUGUUACAGGUAAGACAAUCGCAGGCCUUGUACGGCCUAAGAGAGCAAGAGGUCCAACAGUGGAAAAGGAUAAGUUGAAGGACAGUUUGAACCAGAUAAUGCAAAAAGUUACUAAGAAGCCGCAAGGGCGUUGGCCGUGGUCAAAUUGUGAAGAUCGACUGCGAGACGAAGGUUUCAACUUACAAUACGAACCAUCCGACUGCCUCUACAGAUCUUGGAUCACUAAACCCAAUUCUGGUCUCACGGAAGAAAUGGCUCGAAGAGUAAACAUUGACAUGCUUUUGAACCCCAUCUCCCUCAUCCCGAUUGAGGGCUUCAUUCUUGACAAGUAUCGGGUGAAGAACAAGAAGCGGAGGAUGUCUUCUGAGACGGAAGAAGCCCGCAUAGGGGAGAAUGGAGAUGAUAGUGACUGA
Messenger RNA from Melampsora larici-populina 98AG31, 2028 nucleotides. RefSeq lists its product as uncharacterized. The transcript has 6 exons. NCBI's taxonomy places the organism in Eukaryota, Fungi, Basidiomycota, Pucciniomycetes, Pucciniales, Melampsoraceae. The coding region runs from base 1 to 2028 and encodes 675 amino acids. The record is from RefSeq and is a predicted model, not a curated record.